Molecule: messenger RNA, 9652 nt
Organism: Paramecium octaurelia
Lineage: Eukaryota; Ciliophora; Oligohymenophorea; Peniculida; Parameciidae
Source: the annotation of a GenBank genome assembly
AUGUUUUAACCUAUCUUUGGAACGAUUCUUUAUCUGAAUAGUAUAAUAUAAGUUUUGGGUGUUUCAGAAGUGAUAUCAUCCUCAUUUUAAGGAAAUAGCUUUUCUGAUGCAGACAGUAAUUACGAUAUUCAUUUAAAAAUAGGUUGGGUGGUCAGUGGUGGCUAACCAGUAUUCACAAACUGUAAUGGCAUAAGAUUAUUCGGAGGUUAUUAAGGCUUUGCAAGGCAAAUAAGUGUUACUAAGACUUUUUUACUUCCACCUCAUUUUUAAGUAAAUUUGCAAUUGUAAUAUUGGAAGUAAAUUGAAUAAAUAUUAUAGAAUUGAUUCAUGGGACGCUGAAUAAGCGAAUAUUUUUGUUGAUUAUUAGAUGGCGUGGUAGUCAAAAUUCAAUUACUAUGAUGGAACUUAUAAGUGUGGUGCUGAUUGGUAAGAUUUAUCUGUGAAUUUGAACUUAAAAAUUAAACAUAGUGGUAAUACGGCCGUGAUAGUGUUCACAACAAAUUUAGAUGAAACUCCUGACAACGUAUGGCAUUUAAAUAAAAUAAAAAGGAAUCUUGGGGAUUUAGAGAUUUCAUUUUAUCAGUUGAGAAAUGUCCAGAUGGAUGUUUAGUAUGCUAGUAGACUGACACAUAUUUACAAUGCUCACUCUGGAAGACCCUCAAGACUAGUUGGACAUAAUUGAAUUAAAACCAAAUAUAAUCUGAUGGUUGGACCGUAAUAAAUGGAAUUUCAUAGGCAACAUCAUGCGGAUGUAAAUAUGAAUAAUAUAAAUUAGCUGUCGCCUUGUUUGGUGGCUAUAAUUUGCUUGGAGUUGGCACGGUCAUCAAGAGGACUUUUCUUAAUAUUCCACCCCAUUACAAAUUAAAGAUCUAAUUUUUAUAUACUAAGAUAGACUCCUAUGAUAAUGAAGCAGGUCAGAUGAGAGUAGAUGGUGUUUUAGUUUGGGAAAGACGAUUCUAAUGGUACGAGGGUUACUUUUGGAAGAUUUGUGGAAACUUAAAUGAAUAACAUAGAACUAUAUUUGUUAGAAAUGAGAAUGAUCUAAGUCAUACAAACAGUCAAGUCGAAAUCUAAUUCAGUUCAACAUUAGAUGAACCACCAGAUGGAGAGUCAUUUGGUUUAAGAGACCUUGUUAUUUUUUAUGGAGCCUGCACUAAAAAUUGUGCUAAAUGCACUGGACCUAGCGGAUCUGAUUGUUUAGGUAUAUUUUUUAAACUUAUGACUAGGUUGUGUUAAAGGAAGUUAUAAUACUGGGGUUAUCGAUAGCUUAUGUGAAUGUAAUUACCUGUUUUUUUAAACUAGUAUGCUAUCCAUCAUGUUAUCAAUGCGAUGGUCAAAAUAUAGACGACUGUAUUGAUUGUGGAGACCCAAAUAUAUAUAAUAAAUAGUUAAUAGAUGGACAAUGCAUCUGCAUAAUUAAAACAGUUGAAUAAACUUAGAUUGAUGGGACUACCAUAUGUUUACGUAUAUAGUUUCAAUUACUAAUUCUAGCUUGUCAUCCAAAAUGUGAAAGAUGUUAAAAACCAUUUGAUAAUACAUCUAAUUAAUAUUGCACAAUGUGCAUAGCAGGAUAGAAUAGAAUUGUCUCUGAUCAACUUAAUUGUGUUUGUAAACCAGGUUAUGGGGAGAAUGGCAUAUCUGAAGUUUGUUUUAGUAAUUAUCUUCUCAAUUUUAGAAUGUCAUUACACUUGUGAGAAUUGUAAUGGUCCUUUAGCCACCAAUUGUACAACCUGUUCAUCCUCGUCUAAUCGUCAUCUGACUUCUGAUAAUCAGUGUUUAUGCAACAAAUCAUACAAUGAUACUGGCACUAACGAUAUAAACUGUUUAUGUAAUUAUCUAAUUUCCCUUUUUCUAUAGACAUUUGUCACUAUACCUGCUCUGAUUGUGAUUAGCCUGGAGAAGAUUAAUGCACAAGUUGUCCAACCACUAGACAACCAGAUCGAAUAGGGACCACUUUUAAAUGCUUGUGCAAAGAUUCUCAUUAUUUCAGUGACAGCACUCAAUUAGAAUGUUUGGAGUGUCAUUUCACUUGCAAGACUUGUAAUGGCAGUUAGAAUAAUAAUUGUUUAACAUGCAACACUACUUAUCGUCAAUUAGCAAUGUCUAAAUGCAUUUGUCUUAAUGGAUAUUAUGAUGUUGGUUUAUUACAAUGUUCUCGUAAUUAUAUUUAGUAUUUAAAGCUUGCCAUUACACAUGCAUGACCUGCUUUGGUCCAGCUCUAGAUAAUUGCCUAACAUGUUCCUCUAGUAAUAAUAGAGAAUUUAAGACUAAUAUGUGUUUAUGUCAAGAUACCUUUAUGGAAAAAUAAGUUGGUGACAUAAUUUGUUCUAGUAAAUAAUUAUCCUAAAUAACAGAAUGCUCAUAUCGUUGUGCUAAUUGCAGUGGUACAAUAGAUAAUUGCACAUCUUGUCCACUCUCGUCUUUUAGGGAUCUAGGAACAAACAAAUCUUGUUCUUGUCCAGCAAAAACGUAUGACUAGCCUGGCAAUCCAAUCUGCAUUGGUAUAUAUGUGAUUCCAAUUAGUCUGUCAUAGUACUUGCUUAACAUGUAAUGGAGCUUAAUCAAAUUAGUGCACAUCCUGUUACACUUAAAUUAUGAGAUAAUUGGAUCCUUCAGGAUCCUGUUUAUGCAUGAGUAAAUACUAUGACGCUGGAAAGCCUGAAUGCAUAGGUAUAAAUCAGAAUAACCUUUAGCAUGCAGUGUCUAUUGUUUGAAUUGCGUAACUUCUCCUGAUAAUUGCAUAUCUUGUAAGUCAGAUAGAUACUUAUAAGGAAAUGUUUGUAAUUGCCAGACUAAGUCAACCGGAGCUGCCAUUAGUAGUUAUUAAGUCUAAGGCAAAGUUGACUGUCAAAGUUAUAUCUUAUUAAUUUAACAUAGGUUGUCAUUAUUCUUGCUUAGAAUGCAAUGGAUCUAAAUUUAACCAAUGUACAAAAUGCUUGGCUACUGAAAUGAGAGUGUUAUCAAAUUCUACUUGUCCUUGUUCACCUCAUUAUUUUGAUAUUGGCAAACCAAUCUGUUAAUGUAUGAUUGCAGUUAUAAAUAUUAGAAUGCAAUUAUAGUUGUGAAACUUGCUCAGGAUUUGAUACUACUUGUUUAACUUGUUAUCAAAACUCCUUUAGAACCCUUACCAAUUCGUAAUGCCUAUGUUAAAAAGGAUAUUUUGAUGAUGGAUCUAAUUCUAUAUGCUAAAGUAUUUAGAUUAAUAAAUGUAAUAGAAUGCCACUAUUCUUGUUCUUAAUGCAGCUCUAUUUCUACAAAGUGUGAUACAUGUUCUUUAACAUCCAAUAGAUUAUUUAAUUUAUAGAUGUUCACUUGUAAUUGUUUGGAUUCUUAUUAUGAUUGUGGAGUUGAGACUUGUGCAAAAUGUCAUUAUUCUUGUUUUACUUGUAAUCAAUAUGGAAAUUAAUUUUGCCAAUCUUGCGUAGAUAAGUCAACUUCCUUUAGAGUCUUUAAUUAAGGAGUAUGUCAAUGUUUACCUGGAUAUUAUGAUGAUGGAAUUUCUCCUAAUUGUAAGAUAUGCUUGAGUUCAUGUUUAACUUGUUAAAACACUGCUGAUUAUUGUACAUCCUGCGAAGCUACAAGACAUUUAGAAGGAAAUACUUGUCCAUGUAAUUCAGGUUAUUUUGUAAAUAAUCUGGGUAAAUGUAGUAAAUGUAAUCAAAACUGUGUAAAUUGUACACUCAGUUCUACACAUUGCAUUGAAUGCGAUUUAUCAUUGAUGAGAAUACUAGAUACUACAACUCAAACUUGCAUAUGCAAGCCUGGAACUACAGAAAUUAAUGGCUUGUGCCAAGUUUGCGAUAUUACUUGUUAAACAUGCCAAAAUUCAAUCACUAAUUGCACUUCUUGUAAAGUUUUGAGAUUGUUAUCUAACAAUUAAUGUAAAUGCAUAGACGGUACCUAUGAGAGUGGCAAUGAUAAAUAGUGUUUAUUUUGCGAUCAAACUUGUUUUACAUGUAUAAAUCAAUAGAACUAUUGUACAUCAUGUUCAGCAGAUAAAAAUAGAAUCCUGUAAGCAGGAAACAUUUGCAAAUGCUAAGAUGGAUAUUACGAAGAUUCACUUACUUUAGUUUGUUAACCUUGUGAUAAAUCUUGUUUGACUUGUAAAGUAUCUCCUACUUAUUGUCUCACCUGCGAUGCCUCAUACAAUCUAAGCUUGAAUAGCUAGAAUAGAUGCAUUUGUUCUAGUGGUUACUAUUUUAAUACUACUACUUUAAAAUGUGAAGGUAUAAAAUUAUCCUUAAUUAGCUUGUAAUAUUUCGUGUAUUGAAUGUAAGACGUUAACCCAAUGUUUGGAGUGUGAAAGUUUUACUCGAUAUUUUGAUUCAGAUAACUUGAAGUGCCCAUGCAAAGACGGAUAUUAUGAGGUUAAUUAAAAGAAAUGUUCGUGUAAGAAUUUAUAACAAAAUAAUUAGUAUGCGAUUUGAGUUGUAAGACAUGCAUAAAUUCAGCUACAAAAUGCUUAUCGUGUGAAUCAACCUACUUUAGACUUUUAAAUAACUCUAACUAAUGUAUCUGUUUAGAUGGUUAUUAUGACGUUGGGAUUGAGAUGUGCUAAUUAUGUAGUCCUUAUUGUUAGACUUGCGUGAAGACUUCAACCAAAUGUACUUCAUGUAAUUAACAACAACAAUUCAGAUUAUUGAAUGUAAAUUAAUGUAUUUGCUAAAAUGGAUAUUAUGAUAAUGGCUAAUUUAUUUGCCAAAGUACAAUUUGCUAUUAUUUUAUAGAGUGCUCCAAUUAAUGUCUGACUUGUUAAGGUAGAAGAGAUGUUUGCACAAGUUGUGACACUAAUUAAAAUAGAAUUGAUCAAUCUGUUAUUAAUAAAUGUCCUUGUUCAUCCGGUUUCUAUUCAGAUGAAAAUGAAGUUUGCUAAAGUAUUAAUAGUUUCAUUAUAAGAAUGCCAUCCAAAAUGUUAAACAUGCAGUUAAUCUAGAGAGAGUUGUAUAAGUUGUUCCAUUUCAAAUACUUCCAAUAGACAAAGCAACUCUUAAAACUGUGCUUGUAAAGAUGGGUACUAUGAUGAUGGCACUUAAGUCGAUUGCUAAAAAUGUAGCAUACGUUGCAAAUUAUGUUUAAAUUCUACUUCGAAUUGUUUAACUUGUUUUAGCAAUCUUAGAGAAGGAGCUCCACUUUGUAAUUGCAAAUCUGGUUAUUUUGAGAAUUCUACUUUUAGUUGUGAACGUAUUCAAUUAUUAUUAAUGUAGCAUGUGAUAAUCAAUGUUUGACUUGUGAAAAGAGUUCUGCUAAUUGUUUAACAUGUAAAGAAGGGAGAUCCACUAAACAAUGUGUAUGUUAAGAUGGAUAUUACGAGGGUGGAUAGCCUCUUUGCCUUUGUAUUUUAAUCAUUAAUAAUUAAAGAAUGCUCGUUUUCAUGUAAAACAUGCAAGGAUUCCCAAAUAAAUUGUUUAAGUUGCAAAGGAGAUCGGAUUAACAUUCCUGCAUGUUCAUGUCCUGAUGGAUUUUACGAUGAUUAUGUGAGUGAAUCUUGUUAAGUUUGCGAUGAGUUAUGCAAAACUUGCAACAUAGAUGGUUGUCUAACUUGCAAUGGUAAUAGGGUCUUAACUUCAGAAAUGACUUGUGAUUAACCACCUAAUUCUGUGAGUCAUCCUGAUACCCCAUGGUGUUCAAGUAAUAAAUUGUUUAUAAUAUUAAAGCUUGUUAAGUUGCAGUAAUUGACAUUAUAUUUUCUGAUGACUUGCUGUCGAUAUAAGUGAAGUUCGACUUUACUUUGAAUCCAUAAUUUUUUACAACUCAAUUUUCAGAUAAUGUCUGCUUAUUAAUAUUAGAAAAUAAAACUUAUUAAUCACUUGGCAAGAAUCCUAGUUGUUAUAUUGAUCCUGCUGAUGAUACUAAGUUAAUAUUGAGAGUAGGAAAUUAACCCAAGAUACUUCCAGGGGAUAAGAUUCUAUUUUAUGAUAGCUAUUUCGGUCAUCAAGAAUGCGAUAAAAAGUUAAGUGUGUUUAUCUUCAAUUAUGUUAAACAUCCAAUAAACCCUGUCUUUCCAAUUAUAAUAUAUGAUUUACCCACUUAUCUUAUAAAUCCUUGCGAUGACAAUACAAUAUCCUUGAAAUCGAAAUUGAAUGAUGGACUUAGAGGUUUUAUUGAAAUAAAAUGGACCUAUACUGUAGAUGGAUCCAAUGGCAAUGGUGAUCUUGAUAACUUUGUUGCUUUAUUAACUAAAUUAUAGAUGUUAGAAUUAGUAAUCCCGUUGCAAACUCUACCAAAACAGUCCAAAAUUACUUUCUAUUUAGACUUUCAAAAUUUUGUUGGCUAAAAAAGUAUACAAAAAAUUAAAUUGGAAACCCAUUCUGGUCAAUUUCCCACUAUUCUUUGGAUUUAAAAGCCUCUUUAUUUUAAUUUUGAAACUAUUGUUUUGGAAUUUUUAAUUAAAAAGAAGGACUGUUCUGAAACUGUAGCUACAACAUAAGUUGAUAAUUCUGAAUAUUCUGUGUCCUUAGUUGAAGUCUAUCGAAACGAGUCCAAUUCAAGACCAUCAAGAGUAAACCAUUCAGAAAUCACACGUCAAAGUAGUUUUAAUGUGACUAUUUAAAAAUAUACCUUGACUUCAAGAAUUUCAUAUACUUUCGAAUAAACAACCCUCGAUGCUUUAAUGAACUUUUCAAUUAAAAGAAACGUAACAAUUGACAUUAGCUCAGGAGGUAUACUUUGUUAAUUCAAUGGCACUAAAAAGAUUCAGAAUUACAGAAAAGAAACUUAUAUAUUCAUAUCAUGUAAAGAUUUAGAUACUUAAUAUGAAUGGAAUGAGGAUACUGGUAUUUCAUUAAAUGUAGAGUGCGCUGACUUGACUAUGAAUUCCAUUUGCUUAGAUUUAAAUAAGAAAAUAAUCUAAAUCAAUAAAACUGAUAGCGUCCAAGUCAUUCCCAAAUAAACUAUCUAACCUUACACGAUUUAAAGUUGGUCUGUAGUGGCUACCAAAAAAUAACACUCAUAUAAAUUUAGAUAAAAUAUUGUCUAUUUAGAUAAUGAUUUUAAAUUAUUAAAUGUUACUUAUAGUAAAGGAUAUUUAAUGAGGUCAAUCAAUAACUAUGAAAAUAUGGAGUUCACCAUUAAUAUACCCUUUGAAGAUAGGUAGUACCUUCUAGAGUAUCAGGUAGCUAUUAUUUAUAACUUCUAACUUAUCAAGAUACUAUAAUCGGAAUACUUUUAAUAAUAAAUUCGGAUUUUUGAUUACUUUUAGGAAUUUACAAAAGGAGAUAAAAUCAAUCUAAAAUUUUUGGCUUAGUUUACAAAUGAAAUCAUACCUAGUCAAGAAGAUUUAUAAAUAAAUGUUAAUCAGCCUCCUACAUGUUUAGUGAGCUUAAGUGAAUAGACUGUUGAAGCCUUGAAACCUUAAAAGGUAAUUACAAUUUGUGAUUUUUCUGAAUCAGCUCCAUUUUCAUACUAAUUGAGAUAUUUCCUUCAAAAAUAGGAUGUAAUUGAUUUUUUGAAUAGAACUAAUGAUUAUUCAUUAAUCUUGAGCAGCUAUUCAAGUUCAUAUAGUAUUGAAGCCACCUUUCCGUUUAUUGAUGGCAUUCUUCUAAUAUAAGCAAUGGAUUCAAAGGGAUCUUACUUAAAUAUUGAGAAAUAGUUAAAUGUAACAAAGACUGUGCUCAAUUGUACCCAGAACAAUAUUAAGUAAUAUAAUUUAAAAUACCAAAUCUCAUUAUUAUUAGAAAUUCUACUGAACCAUUAUGACUAAUAAAAUUGUAUUACUUUAUCUAAUUAGCUAUAUUCCAAUAUAUAAACCUAUUUGGGAGCUGAUAAUAUUGAUGAUCAAUUGUUAGUGUAUCAAACUACUAAAUUGUAUAAAAGAAUAAUUCAAGAUCAUAAAGAUUCAAAUACUUCAACGAGAUUAUUGAAUGAAAAUUCAGAGAGUUGUUUUGAAAAUACCACAAAAUCCUUUUAUAUCAAAAUUGCAAAUGUUAAUACUUCAUCCACUGUUACUCCGUCUAGUUUACAAGCAGAACUAAAAUAAAUUAUGACCAUUGCCCAAAAAAUGAUAAAAAAAUCAUCUGAUUAUAAUGAUUAAAUUCUCUAAAAUGAUGUGUUCUUGGAUGAAAAAACCUAUUAAAAAAAAGUAGCCAUUAUAGACUCUUUAUCAGUUAUAUAACUUUUAAUUGAUGAUAUAUUCCUUAAGAUUCCAACAGCCACUAUUAAUUCUAAUUAAGAUAAAGAAUAGAUUAUUAAUGUUGCAGAGGGUUUAAUAAGCCUUAUUGAAAAGAUUGCAAAUUACGUUAAUGUUCAAGUAAAGGUAAAUGGACCUCAAUUAAUUAACAAAGGACAAAUCCUAAAAUGGUAAUUAUCCAAAAUUACUAAAGAAAUGUUAAAUAAACAAUUUAAUAUUGAAAGAGAUUUGUUAGAUGGGUUGAUUGAUUUUGUUCAAAAGGAACAAAUAGAAUUAAAUUACAACUAUCUAAAUCUAUCCCAAAAAUUAUAAACCCAAUUGCAAACAUUCUUUAAUUUAACCAAUCUCGAAAUAAAUGAUAAAGCAUUGAAGAAGACUAAUUUAUAGAAUCAUCUUUAUAAUGGCCGUUAUAUUGAUUAUCAAUCUACACUUAGAUAAUACAUAUUAGAUAUGUUUUAAACUCCAUAUUGCUAAGAACUGGUUCCUUAAGAAAAACUCUAUUCCUAUGAUUGCGUUAAUAUCGAUAAAGAUGGAAAAUUCUAUAAAUGUGAAUUAUAAAAUGAUGAAAUUGAUAAUAAAACCGUAUAAAUAUCUUGCAAAUGCGAACAAUUAGGAAGUAUAAUUUUAAUUUAAUAUCCCAACAAUUCCAUUAAAUAAUAAAAUAUCUCCAUUUAUACACAAAAUGAAAAUAUAAUUAAUGAUAACAAUCUUAUAUUAAACGAAUAACCAAUUUUACUAUUUCAUGGAAUUUUUAUUGCUUUUUCUUACUUCGUAUAUUUUGAAUUAGUCUCAAUUGAGAUUAAGUAAAAAAAUAGUCCAAUACAUUCUAGAAUUGAUUCAGAUUAUAGUAUAGAAGAGACGUAUAAACAAGGAAAGCCUAAGAUAUUCCACUUUUAUCCAGGAACUGUAGCAGUAUUCAAAUUAUCCUUCAAAGUAAGUACUAUUAUUAAUAUCUAGUUUAUUCAUGAAGUCUUCUCCUGCUUUUAUACUGAAAAUUCAAUUCUUUCAAAAAGUUAUCAUUUUUUAUAAUUAACAAUCAAAAUCAGCAUGUUAAUCCCAAUUUCAUUUUUGGAAAUAACUUUGUUAGAAGAAGCUACAUUAUAUGCAGUUAUAAUCAUAAAUUGCGGAACUUUCUUAAUUUUUAGAAUGAUUCUAAAGAUAUUUUAGUCGAUUUACAGAUUUGGGGGAAAAUGGAGUAUUUUGAUUAUUACCAUAUUUCUCCUUAUACAUUUCUUAUGCUAUCUAGAGUUUAUUCUAUAAUUGAAGCGCUGGUAAGAAUCAAUAAAUAUUUUUAGUUAACAAGACCUUAAAAUAAUCAAUUUCGAAAUAUCUCUCUUUUUAAUAGGCUCACUCUUUUAAUUUUAUGUCAUUUUGGAUCCAAUUAUGCUAUUUUUGAGAAUCAUUAUUUUCAAACAUAUCACCUUUUAAAUUAGAAAUUAAAUAAUUAAUCCUUUGAAUUAACUUAUCUACUUUUUUGUUUAACAUUAAAAACUAGACGAACUCUUUCACUUUUACGCAAUAAUGUGA